Scophthalmus maximus (turbot) is the source of this 841-nucleotide messenger RNA. It is a transcript of the gene gstt2, whose product is annotated as glutathione S-transferase theta 2. Gene Ontology annotation, cellular component: cytoplasm. Bases 114 to 800 code for a protein of 228 amino acids. The transcript has 5 exons. Gene Ontology annotation, biological process: glutathione metabolic process. The record is from RefSeq and is a predicted model, not a curated record. Gene Ontology annotation, molecular function: glutathione transferase activity. NCBI's taxonomy places the organism in Eukaryota, Metazoa, Chordata, Actinopteri, Pleuronectiformes, Scophthalmidae.
ACCGCCGUUAGAGAAGAAGAAGAAGAAGACGACGACGGUGACGACGGUCGAGAAGCGAAGUUUGGCGUCUGUUUAUUUACCGUUGGCAGUCGUUGGGAAGCAGCCGGGUCUCCAUGGCAACAGCCGGGCCAGUGGAGGUGUAUCUGGACCUCCUGUCGCAGCCCUGCCGGGCGCUGCACAUCCUGCUCAACUGCACCGACAUCCCACACAAGGUGCACACCGUGGCUCUGAGGAGAGGGGAGAACAGGAGUCCAGAAUUCACCAGGCUGAACCCCAUGCAGAAGGUUCCUGUUGUGGUGGACGGGGGCUUCGUCCUCACAGAGAGUGAUGCCAUCCUGAAGUACCUGGUCACCAAGUAUGACGUUCCAGAGCACUGGUAUCCACGGCAACCGGAGAGACGAGCCCGAGUAGACGAAUACACAGCCUGGCAUCACAGCAACACACGACCACACUCUGCUAAAGUCUUCAUACUGGAGGUGCUCCUCCCGUCUCAGUCUGGCUCUCCGGUGGACGCGGUGCAUUUGACACGCGCUCUGGCUCAACUCGAUGACACUCUGGAUAAACUGGAGUCCAUGUUCCUUCGCCGGCAGCCUUUCCUCUGUGGUGAUGACAUCACCGUGGCUGAUCUCCUCGCCAUCUGCGAGCUCAUGCAGCCAGUGGGAGGGGGCAGGGACGUACUACAGGACCGUCCUCAGCUGCAGAGGUGGAGGAGCCGAGUUCAGUCAGCAGUCGGCGAUGCCUUCGAACUGGCACACACCAUCCUGUACGCUGUCAGAGAUCGCCGCAAAGCCAAGCUAUGACAUCAUAAUGGGGAUUGCUCAUUGAAUUUGAAUUGAAAUAC